Molecule: messenger RNA, 1338 nt
Organism: Geosmithia morbida
Lineage: Eukaryota; Fungi; Ascomycota; Sordariomycetes; Hypocreales; Bionectriaceae
Product: TBC1 domain family member 20
Exons: 3
Coding region: 1-1338 (445 amino acids)
Biological process (GO): positive regulation of GTPase activity; endoplasmic reticulum to Golgi vesicle-mediated transport
Cellular component (GO): endoplasmic reticulum membrane
Molecular function (GO): GTPase activator activity
Source: RefSeq, a predicted model, not a curated record
AUGGCCCAGGAUCCACGACUGACGCAGCCUCAUCAUCCGACCGGCCAUGACAAGGACAGCGACGAUGUAGGCCAAGAGGCGCCUUCUCAACCAACCACGACCGAGUCGCCAUCCGCCCAGUCCACCGAGUUCAUCGAUCCAUUCAUUGAACAAAAGACUGCCGAUAUUUCCGAUGCAUGUAAAUCAAAAGACGCUGCUCGGCUGAGGGUCCUCGCCCAAACCAGGGCCGGCCUCGUCAGUGAUGAGCUUCGUCAGCAGGCCUGGCCAAUUCUCCUCGGUGUACCAUCUCACGAUGCGACUGACAGCAGCGUUGGUGAAAAGACCGACGCCUCUACGAAUGCCCUACUAUUCGGCGACUGGAAGGAGCUGCCGCCCCAUGCCGACGAAGAUCAAGUGAAGCUCGAUGUCGACCGGUCUUUUGUAUAUUACCCGCGCAGUACUCUACCGACCGGACCCCACCCAGCUGACAUCUGUCCUGUUAUAGACCAGUCUGACGCCGAUCUGGAUAAGCGGAAAUCGGAGCUUUCGGUCUUGAUCAUUGAAGUCCUCCGUCGAUACCCCUUCCUUUGCUACUUCCAAGGCUACCAUGACAUUUGUCAAGUCUUUGUUCUUGUGCUUCCCCGAGAAUUGCGCGCGUCGGCCGUUGCUCGCCUAUCGGUUCUACGUAUCCGCGACUUUAUGCUCCCCAACCUUGCCGCGACAACUGCGCAGCUACGUCUUCUCCCAGACAUAAUAGGCAGGGCUGACACCAGGCUCUGGCGUCAUUUGGUCGGAGUAGAGCCCUUCUAUGCGCUCUCCGGCACGCUGACAAUGUAUGCCCAUAACGUCGAGGCCUACCACGACAUAUCGCGCCUGUUCGAUGUCUUCCUCGCCCGUGAGCCCGUCUUCAGCAUCUAUAUGUUUGCCCAAAUAGUCAUCAGUCGCCGCGAAGAGAUAUUCGACAUUGACGACCCGGACAUCCUCCAUGUCAUCCUCUCCAAAGUGCCGCCUGGGGCGGACUUUGACAAGCUCAUUGAAGACUCGGUCAAGCUGUUUGACCGCCACCCUCCCGAGACCCUCCGGUCAUGGAAGUCAAUAUCCGACGCUAGUGCGCUCAAGACGAUGCGCCACAUCGACACGGACACGGACCAGACCUUGGAGGAGGGCAGCGAGCACUUUGAGCAACAGGUCAAUGAGCUCAAGUGGGCCGAGUUUCAGGAUAGGGUCCGGGCAACGCUCUGGGCUUACCGGAGACCGGCAACGACGUUUGGCACAGCCAUGGCGGUUGGUGCACUGGCGUUCUACCUCCGCCGCAACCCGGCAAUUGUCCACCACAUCACAAGUCUCUUUUCGCGGUGA